AACUGUAACGCUCUUUUGUCCCGCCCCUCAAACCCCACCUUCCCAUUAUAUCUCACCUGCCAUAUCUCCUCUUCUAUCCUUGUCUCUCAAAUAUUUCCCUUUAUCUAUUUCUUUUUUGAGAUUAAUUUUAUCGUCUUCUAAUCUGCAGAAUUUGGGGCAUCUUUUUUAUUGUGUUUGUUUCUUCGCAUGGAGGGUUUCGGGAGAAUUGAGUCUCGGACGAGUUCAGAGGCCUCCGCCGCUGAGUUGACUUGUGAGAGGUCACCCGGGUUUGCUCACCAAGAACAAAUUCCAAGCUUGGAUUCUCUAGUGACAGAAUCUACCUCUACAGAAUGGACAGAUGAGAAGCACAGUUUGUACCUUAAAUCCAUGGAAGCAUCAUUUGUUAACCAGUUAUAUGAUUCUAUGAAUUUUCUUGGUUGGAACUCACGGAAGAAGAAGUUACCAGGAUCAACAUCAUCAAGGCACACACAUUGUACCGCUUCUGGCCAGUUUAAAGUUCUUCGAGGUGGCUGCUGGAAGAAGAUCAAUUUUGAAAGACCUGGAUUUCAACUAAGUAAAACGGAUGACUCUAACUGUUUUGUGGCAAGUCCUUGGAUUCAGCACUUCAGAUCUGGAUCUAGGUCUCGUGUUUUAGCCUCCUUGAGUCUUCAAGAUAGUGCUUCAUCCGAAGAAGUGUCAGAUCAGAACUUUGUCGAUGAGGAACAAGGUGAAAAGACUAGCAGUGAAUGCAGCUCCAAGAAGCUGAAAACUCUGGCAACUGAUGCUUCAUGCAAUGAUCAGGUAAAAUUUAUUAGCAUUGAUCCUUUGAUUAUAACUAAGAAAAAACAUAAAUCACAUUUUUUAGUCCUAAUUUUCUGGCAUCUUUCUCAUUUUGUUUUAAGGUUGUUCCAUAAUUUGAAGCUUCUUUUACCAGAAGUAGCUAAGCAUGUAUCGCUGUAGCUUGAUAAAGGGCUUCCACCUGGGAAACUCAUUUUGAAAGCAAAUAUUUUGUGUAAUUACAUCCUGAUACAGUGAGCAAACCGAAGGAAACUCAAUAGAUAUUAAUAUUUGGUGACUUCUGUAACCUAGAUUUCAAUUACUUAACGCUUGUGUUACCUGCAUAUUCACGUAUACUUGACACCAGCAGAGACAGAGAGAUCGGAAUAGUUCAUGCAGGGCAGUUUCUUCUUGUAAAUAUAGCAAGUGUGGCAUUUUUAUUUAGUUCUAGAAGGAUGAGUUUUGAGUCGAGAACAUUCCAUGUUGAUCUACUGAUCAUGUUCUUUCUGUCUAUCUGUACAUAUAUUAUUCUCACUAUCAUGCAAUUUUUGAAUUUUGAAUGUGAUAUAUUGUUGUCCUCGUGUAGUGUAAUAAAGGUUUGUAGUGAAAGCUACAAUGAGUAAAAACAAUGCAUGAAUUGCUGCAUUGCACAGAAUUGGUUGGCACAACCAUCGCCAACUCUGUUGAUUUUGCAGUUAAAAGAGAGUGUUUUUAGGUGAGUUUUGUUGCUAGUUGAUAGUGUGAGUUAAGGGAUGCAACUUUAUCUUGUCUUGAUUCAUUGCAAAAGGAAAAGGAAUAAGUAAAUUUUGGAAUUUGCUUUAUGGUUGGCCUAAUAGUUGAGCUACUACUAACCUUCUUGAGGGACAAUCUUGGUUAUUGGUUUGUGAAUUCUUGUGAUGCAACUUCAUGCAAUUCUUGUGAAAGUAUACUGGUCAACCGAAAGCACCAUAAGAAAAUCAUCUACGUGAGGGGUUUUUAGGUUUUUGAACUCUAUCAACGAGGUUAAAUUACUUCGAUUCAAUCGGUAUGGAUCUAAAUGACUUCGAUUAGAUCUAAAUUAUUGUAAUUCAAUUGAUUAUUUCGAUUCAAUUUUAAAGAUCGUUGAAUUUACUAAUUGAUCUUUGAAUUUGUUGAUAGACGAUUUUUAUUAUCAACAGUUUGAUUCUUUUUUAUCAUCGAGGACGAUGGAAUUCU
Durio zibethinus is the source of this 1950-nucleotide messenger RNA. Lineage: Eukaryota; Viridiplantae; Streptophyta; Magnoliopsida; Malvales; Malvaceae. The record is from RefSeq and is a predicted model, not a curated record.